Messenger RNA from Adineta ricciae, 228 nucleotides. NCBI's taxonomy places the organism in Eukaryota, Metazoa, Rotifera, Eurotatoria, Adinetida, Adinetidae. The record is from the annotation of a GenBank genome assembly.
AUGACAGCGACAACAAUAAGGUAUGAACUUUUCACGAAAAAUACAGAUAGUACCCAUGUCGAAAAAUCCGGUCCGGAACCGACCGGUGCCGGUUUUUUCCGAACAUUUCAUGGAAGCAAGAUUCCAGAUCGGAUUCAACCGGUUGAAAUCCGCCCGGUUCCAGCACUACCCAAACGGAAAAGUAAGGAAUCCCAACAACAACUUCCGGAAAACUCCAACGAACCAUGA